Messenger RNA from Rhagoletis zephyria (snowberry fruit fly), 1663 nucleotides. It is a transcript of the gene Arl4, whose product is annotated as ADP ribosylation factor-like 4. The record is from RefSeq and is a predicted model, not a curated record. NCBI's taxonomy places the organism in Eukaryota, Metazoa, Arthropoda, Insecta, Diptera, Tephritidae. Gene Ontology annotation, molecular function: GTPase activity; GTP binding.
AACUCGUAUCGUUUCAUCUCUAGUUUUGCAGUACUAGUGAAAAGUCUGCAGGCUUCAGCCAAGGGGGGAAACAUAAAUUAUUUGUGAUAAUAAAACACUAAACAUGUUUGUUGUAAUAAGAAGAAUAUGUGCAAAUUAUAAAUUGAUUUUAGCUAAAAAUCAAUAAACCAAAUGUCGCGUUAUGGCGUGCUUCGAUGCAUUUGGAAUAAAGUUUUGAGAUAAAACCAAGAUGUGUAUAUGUGUGUCUUAAUAGACGAAUGCCUACAAAUAUGGACAAUUCGAUAAUAACUAAUUUGCUUCCAGCUAAAAACCAAUGUAAAAACUAAGGCAAAAGCGGCUGAACAAACACAAAAUAUCUUGCUCUAAAAUGGGGACAGCAAUGGGGAAAAAUGGGGGACACUUUUUAGAUGCACUGCCCUCUCAGGGCACCCUACACGUUGUUAUGCUUGGCCUUGAUUCAGCCGGAAAAACUACGGCUCUUUAUAGAUUGAAAUUUGAUCAGUAUUUAAAUACAGUACCUACAAUUGGAUUCAAUUGCGAAAAGGUGCAAGGUACUCUUGGGAAAGCAAAGGGCAUACAAUUUCUUGUGUGGGAUGUUGGUGGGCAGGAAAAACUUCGACCUCUUUGGCGAAGUUAUACGCGAUGCACCGAUGGCAUUCUGUUCGUGGUUGAUUCGGUGGAUGUAGAGCGAAUGGAGGAAGCUAAAAUGGAACUUAUGCGAACAGCCAAAUGCCCCGACAAUCAGGGUGUUCCUGUUCUAAUACUGGCAAACAAGCAAGAUUUACCUGGUGCUCGUAACCCUAAGGAAUUAGAAAAAUUAUUAGGUCUACAUGAACUUUUAUACCCAGCGGUACAUUUACAAAGUAUAUGUGCUAGCUCAUCGUCAACAGGGAAUAUUGUGGGCUGCAGCAGCAGCAGUACAAGCACUAUUAAUACCUUCAGUAGAAGUAUGACGCCAACGUCACAGCACAGUAAAAGCUUUGGAUAUAGUGGAGAAAGUGGUUUCUCUAAAGAUGGUUUAACAAGAAAUUUAAAAAUUCAGUUUUCUGCAUCGUCCUCGACUGCGGCAGCUACAUCAAAUCCAGUAGGAAAUGAGUCGGAGCAUUAUCUGAACGACGAAUUUAGCAACACGGGCGAGAGACAUACAUCUUCGAUGCUCAAUAAAACUACUCAAGACAAAAAUUUAACAUAUGAAUCUUCACCAUCAUCCGUGGUGACAACACCUACGGCUACAGCUUCCAAUACGCUGUUUCUACAAAAAAAGGCAACCAAAACCACCAGUUAUUCUGCAGCAUUACAUCAAUUCAAAGGAUGGUAUAUCCAACCAGCCUGUGCCAUUACUGGAGAAGGUCUGCAAGAGGGCUUAGAAGCACUUUAUGAAAUGAUUUUAAAACGGCGGAAACUUAAUAAAACAUUUAAGAAAAAACGGUAAUAUUUCUGUACAUACUGUUUCAAAUAUUUCUGACUGUUCUGGCUUUCUUAUACCCAGUGUUAUACGACGAAGCACAUUUAUGUUAAAUUUUUUGAAUAUAAAACUUUGUUGAAAAUUUUAUUUGACGGUGUAAAUUGCAGUGAUAUAAAUGUAUAUAUUGUACGUAAGAAAUCUUUUGUUAACUUACUUUUAAAGAGCAAGAUCUGUAAUAUUAAAGAAGAAAAGCUUUUA